Molecule: messenger RNA, 984 nt
Organism: Dipodomys spectabilis (banner-tailed kangaroo rat)
Lineage: Eukaryota; Metazoa; Chordata; Mammalia; Rodentia; Heteromyidae
Product: vomeronasal type-1 receptor 4-like
Exons: 4
Coding region: 1-984 (327 amino acids)
Biological process (GO): G protein-coupled receptor signaling pathway
Cellular component (GO): membrane
Molecular function (GO): pheromone receptor activity
Source: RefSeq, a predicted model, not a curated record
AUGACAGAACUUAUCCUGGGUCUUUUAGGGGAGCAACAGGGCAUGGAGGCAAAGAUCCGCUUUGAAGACCCUGGACUUGUCAGUGCCCUGGCUGGUGACAGGGGAACCAACUCCAUAAACCUCACAAUCUAUAACUGUGAGAUCCAGACAGCCUGCGUUCAUCAGUGGCGACAGCUCUGUGCCUGUUCCAAAGGCAGAGAUCCACCAUGGCCCACGCACCUGAUCUUCACCAACAUGUCUGUGGCCAACUUCUUGGUUCUUCUGGUUAAAGGGAUUCCCCAGGUGAUAUUUAUGUGGGGUAAAAUCAUUCUCCUGGACAGCACUGGGUGCAAACUCAUCUACUAUGUCCACAGGGUGGGCAGGGGCCUUUCUCUCUGCACCACCUGCCUGCUGAGCAGCUUUCAGGCCAUCACCAUCAGCCCCAAAGCGGUGGCAUGGAUACGGCUCAAAGAGCAAGCUAGCAAGAAUGUCCGUAUCUCCUGCCUUCUGUGUUGGGCUUUCAACUUGAUGGCCAAUCACCUUGUCCUUCAAAACAUCGAGAGUGUUCAGCACAGCCACAAUGCCACCCAGAGAAAGGACUAUGGAAUUUGCUCGUACAAAACUCCUCCUGUAUCAAAGGCUACCAAAGGCACAAUUGUGUUAGUGUUUCCCGACAUUAUAUUCCUGGGCCUCAUGGCUGGGACAAGUAUCUACAUGCUUCUUGUCCUACGCAGACAUCAGCGACAAGUGAGGUACAUCCAUGCCCUCCGAGAUACCCGCAGACUCUCUCCGGAGGCCAGGGCCACUCAAACCAUCCUGCUUCUGGCAGGUGCUUUCAUUUUGUUUUAUUUUGCCAAUUGUGCAAUGUCAAUUUAUAAUACUGUUAUGUCCAAGCCUCCUGUCUGGAAGCAGUAUACUACAAGUUUACUAGCGGCCACCUAUCCCGCCCUCAGCCCAUUGAUACUGAUGUUUCGAGAUCCCCGAACACCGCCUUUCUGCUCAUAA